Megachile rotundata (alfalfa leafcutting bee) is the source of this 2252-nucleotide messenger RNA. It is a transcript of the gene yellow-g2, whose product is annotated as L-dopachrome tautomerase yellow-g2. Gene Ontology annotation, cellular component: extracellular region. The record is from RefSeq and is a predicted model, not a curated record. Lineage: Eukaryota; Metazoa; Arthropoda; Insecta; Hymenoptera; Megachilidae.
GAUUUCUCCAACAUGUUUUUCGCAGAAAAAUUUCUCUCCUCGUGCGGCGUGAUAGCAAAUUUGUUCGUUGUGGUUGUCGUGGUUGUAGCAACGACCGAUAAAACGUCUCUGACUGGCAAUGUGCAAUGGACAGCGGGUAGUUUCCAGUGGCCGUGUCCUACCACGAAGAACAUGUUCAAAAGUAGCGGGCGAUACGUCUCUAAAAACGUAAUAGCCACGAGAGCUGUGAUUUAUAACGAUGACGCCAUUGUAGCUUUACCUAGGUAUAAGCAAGGAGUACCAGCAACUUUGGCGAAAAUUCAGAAGGACGAAGAAAAUUGCGAGGCUACUCUGGUACCUUAUCCUUGCUGGUCCCUUCAAGAAGAAGGUACAUGCACCGCCUUACAAAAUGUCGUGGAUCUGUAUUUGGAUCCGCAGAAUAUUCUCUGGGUCCUGGAUACAGGAGUGGUGAACACCUUGGACCAACCUGUGCGCAACUGUCCACCAAAGGUUCUCGCUAUUAACAUUGGCACUGGAAAGUUGGUAAAAACAGUGGAGCUGACCGGUUUAACUACGUCUACGUCCCGCCUACAAUACCUGGUAGCCGACUACAGCCCAGACGGUAGAGUGUUCGUCUAUGUAUCGGACGCAGCGUCGAGAGCAAUCUUGGUGUACGACGUCACUUCGGGUCGUGGAUACCGAGUCGUUUUACCUCAAGCUGUUACCAUAGGCUGCACUCGAAGAGACGUUUUGUAUCUCGCCCUUCUCAGACGUUCGGACGGUAGCACCUGUUUGGUGUUCACCUAUCUAAGCGGCAGUCGGAUGUUCUCUGUACGAACCGAACAUCUUCGUAAUGGUUCCGCUAAUGGAAGAAUCCAUGAUCUUGGACUAAAGCCGAAAAAAAUGAUUUUCUUGGGCACGGACAACGGAAGCGCCCUCUUCUUCCGGUACGAGGGCGAAUCGGAUAUCUAUAGAUGGGACGCGACUGCUCGAUUCAACGAACAGUGUUUCCAACUGGUUUAUAGCAGUGCCGAGUGUUUCUUAGCUACUCACGUGGUCGCUGAUUAUAAAAGAGGAAGGAUGCGAGUGCUGGAGUCGAAUUUCCCCGAUUAUAUGCAAAACACUGUCGGAUGCGGUUCUAAUCAAGCUCUCAAUCUCAUCACUUCGCUGGCCAAUCGGACAUGUGCAUCGAUCGUUGGGGGCGUCAACCGAUCGUCAGCUUUCUAGGCAAGAACAGAUGUUGCAAAAGAUUUUUCAUAAUACAAUAAUACAAUAAUAAAAUAAUAACAGGAUCAGAAAUGGUGUUUCUGCUUACUUGACUGCGCGAAAUAUGUGCUAGGUAUUUCUGAAUCGAUUAUUAAGCCGUGGUAGGAAGUAUUCUGAAAGUGGUAUAUGAUUAUCGAAGGAAAAUGAAGUAGCAGUGAACUUUUAAACGUACGUUUGAUCACGGUUGUUUCGCGCUCGCGAAAGCAGCAAUGAUUUUUUAAUUGUCACGAUUAUCUAACAAUGUCCAAAAACGUAGCUGGUAUCCAUAGCAAUGGGCGCGGUCUACAUAUAGUUCCGGGGACUUUCGAUCGGGGCUUACGUAUCAAGGACUUCCACAUAACAUUUACCAACAGUUCGGUUCGUACAACUGCCAUUUUCUUUCGCAUACCGGUUACGUAUCGUUUGUUCUUAACAUUAUUCUCAUCGAUAAUCACGUAUUCGUGACACGAUUGCACGACUUUUCUUUAUUCUCAUUAGCCAUAUAUUGAUAUUAGAUUUUGCGAAGUAGUCGUUUCAUGCACGGAUUGUCAGUUUAAAAACUGUAAGAAUCUUGCGGCAAAACUUGUGACCUUCGAUCCAUUAGAAUGUUUCCACUUAAGUCGCUUAAUAUCAGCUGCGUUAGAAAAUUUCGAUAUAAAUAAUUUUGAACGGAACAGUGCCGUAGCGAAGAAUGAAGCAUUUUAGGCUUACGCAAGUCGAUAUAUCAUGAGAAUUACCGUGUCUAUGGGAGUCGCUGCCACUCCCACGGAAGAACGGAAGUAACGAAAUCUCGUUAUUAUACACAGCUGUUUGUCGCUUGACAAAUAAAAAAUUCACUUUUUGACACGCGAUUCUAAUUAAAGGCAUCGCGUUUCUUUUUUCUCCGUCGAUUUGAAAUUCAAGGUUUUCCAGUGAAAAUUCUGAUUCCGAGACAUCUUUGUUAUACAACUUUUCUGAUUAUCCAAGGCUCUGUAACGACCUAUCGGAAGUAUAUCUCCCCGAGACUAGGCUAGAAAAAUGACAAUAAA